AUGACCAAACUUGAAACUUAUCACAUGAUGGUAAUAUCACAAUACUUUCCAUCAAUAAAAAUCUUUGUAUCAAUCGAACUUGUUUGCAAAAAAUACAACGGCAACAUGGUGAAGUUUCACAACAACCCAAUUUCUAUAAACCAAAAGACUAUAAAAUAUUUUUCAAACAUUGAGACACUUAACAUAUAUAAUAAAUAUGACGAAACUUUUGGUAAUGACGUUUUCAAGACCACAAAAAAGACAAAUACAGCCGACAAAAUAAAAUUUUUCAAAAUCAAUGUGUGGUGUGAGAAGUAUGGCCAAAUUAUACCUAAAAACGUGAAAAAAUUGGGUACGAGGUGUUUAACCAAAUACAAAAAGCAGUCAAUAACAAUACCAAAUAGUGUAACUUUACUUGAAGAUAACUGUUUUUCCAAUUGUACUUCACUCCAAUUUGUGAAACUUCCAAGUUACUUACAAUGCAUAGAAAAUGGCUGUUUUUAUUGCGCUUUUUAUUUGAAAGAAAUAAACAUUCCUGAUACAGGAACUAAAAUUGGUGAAAACUGUUUCGAAUGUUGUUACUCCCUUUCUUCCAUAAAAUUGCCAAAAGCACUUUUAUGUUUACCAAAUAACUUAUGUGAGAGAUGCACAAAUCUUCAAACUGUAACAUAUCCAACAAUUGUAGACACAGUUGGAUUUAAAUGUUUUGAUGGUUGUUCGAUGCAGUCCGUGCAAAUUUUGAAUUGUAAAUAUCGUCUUUGUGCAUUCGCAUUUUCUAAUUGCAAACUUUUGAAGUCUGUGACAAUUACUGGGAACUUAGAUAAAAUAAAAUGUUACUGUUUUUUAAAUUGUGAGUUGCUUGUUAGUGUCAGUCUACCAGAUUGUGUGACUUUGUUUGGUGACCACUGUUUUAAUCAAUGUAAAUCGCUCGAGUUCAUUAAACUUCCAGAAAAACUGAAUGAAAUACAAGUAGGAUGUUUUGGUGGGUGUAUCAAUUUAAAGAAAAUUGAAAUUGGGAGUAAACUAUAUGCUAUUGGGUCGUGUUGUUUUAGUGGGUGUAUCAAUUUGGAAGAUCUUAUACUUCCAAACGGUCUUGUAUUGAUUGGAGAAAACUUGAAACAAAUAAAAGAUGAAUGUUUUGGUGGGUGCACUACACUUGAAAUAACAGUACCAAGCACUCUUGUUUUGAUUGGUAAAAACGCUUUUUCAAACUGCAAAAGUGUUAUUUAUCAAAAGAAAAUAACAUCAAAACAAGAGUGUAUUGUUAUAUGA
Molecule: messenger RNA, 1251 nt
Organism: Entamoeba invadens IP1
Lineage: Eukaryota; Evosea; Mastigamoebida; Endamoebidae
Exons: 3
Coding region: 1-1251 (416 amino acids)
Source: RefSeq, a predicted model, not a curated record